AUGGAGCAGAUUGAGAGGGAGAAUGUGAAGAAACAGCAGGUGGCGCUAGUGCACUGUUUUAGUUUGGGAUCUGCUGUUAGAAGGAAGAAGAAGGAGAAAGCAGCAUCUGAUCGUCUUCAGAGACACAAAGAUCUCAGUGUUGAGCUGUUCAUCUGCAGUCUGUCAGAGAAGAGAGGAAAGAUGAGUCUCUCACACAAACAGAGUGUAAGAUCAGACUCACAUGUGUCCAGCUCUGUGUCUGUGAAGAGUGACCAGUCAAAAGGUGAUCCACCGGAGUUCAGUGAGGAAACACCAUCAGAUAUUGAAAGUGUAAGAUCAGACUCACAUGUGUCCAGCUCUGUGUCUGUGAAGAGUGACUGUUCAAAAGGUGCUCCACCGGGAUUCAGUGAAGAAACCCCAUCAGCUACUGAAAGUCUGCAUUAUGAGACAUUAGACUCAGACUUCCAGAUUAACAGGAACCACAAGAAUUUCACAGACAAACUCCUAGGAAUCUUCCAGGAUCUUGAGAAGAAAAUAAUCACAUUUCUAAAAAAUGAGCUGGAAAAGUUUAAGAAUAUAUUACAAAAAGAGAACAUGCAAUACUUUGUGAAGGACUUUAAUGAAAACAGAUGCAGAAUGAAAGAAGCAGCUCUUGAUCUCACGCUCUACUUCCUGAGAGAGAUGAAGCAAGAUGAAGCUGCUGACACUCUAGAAGAUGAGCUGUUCUUCAUUCAUCAGCUAAAGUGUAGCCUAAAGAAGAAGUAUCAAUGUGUGUUUGAAGGAAUUGCAAAGCAAGGUGACUCUACACUUCUGAAGAACAUCUACACAGAUCUCUAUAUCACUCAGGGUUGUAGUGAACAGGUCAAUACUGAACAUGAGGUGAGACAGAUUGAAGUUGCUUCCAGACGUCAUGAAUCACAGGAGAUACAGGUUGAGUGCAAACAUUUGUUUGAAGCACCUGAACAAGAGAAGCAGAUCAGAACUGUACUGACAAAAGGAGUUGCUGGCAUCGGAAAAUCAGUCUCUGUGCAGAAGUUUGUUAUGGAUUGGGCCGAAGGAAAAGAAAAUCAAGAUAUCAGCUUCAUAUUUCCUCUUCCAUUUAGAGAGAUUAACUUAAAGGAGAAAGAAAAACUAAGUUUGAUGGACCUUAUAACUCAGUUUUUCCCAGAGACAAAAGGACUGAACCUUACAAGAAGAAAUCAAUUCAAAGUCUUGUUCAUUCUUGAUGGAUUGGAUGAAUGUCGACUUCCUGUAAACUUUAAGGAUAAUGAGACGUGGUCUGAUGUUUCAUCACCAGCCUCUCUGGAUGUUCUCCUGACGAACCUCAUCAAGGGAAAUCUGCUUCCUUCUGCUCUCAUCUGGAUCACCAGCAGACCAGCAGCUGCCAGUAAGAUUCCUCCUGACUGUAUCGACCGGCUGACAGAGAUACGAGGAUUCAAUGAUGCACAAAAGGAGGAGUACUUCAGAAAAAGAAUCACAGAUGAGAAUCAGGCCAAAGAAAUCAUUGAUCAUGUUAAACAAUCAAAGAGUCUCUUUAUCAUGUGCCACAUCCCAGUCUUCUGCUGGAUUUCAGCUACUGUUCUCCAGAACAUUUUAGAGGAGAAAAGAAAUAAUGUUGUGAAAAACAAUCAGACUGAUGAUGUCUCCAAAACACUGCAGGAGUCAAAUACUGAAGACACUCCUAAGACUCUGACACAAAUGUACACACACUUCCUCAGAUUUCAGAUCCAGCAGAGCAGACGAAAGUAUGAUGGAGAAUAUACCCCCGAUGUUUCCUGGGAUAAAGAUGCCAUCUUUUCACUGGGGAAACUGGCAUUUGAUCAGUUGGAAAGAAACAAUGUGAUCUUCUAUGACACAGAUCUGGAAGCCUGUGGUAUUGACGUCUAUAAGGCAUCAGUGUACUCAGGCAUGUGUACCCAGAUCUUUAAGGAGGAAACAGGGAUCACUCUUGGUACCAUGUACUGCUUCGUUCACUUGAGCAUUCAAGAGUUUAUUGCAGCCCUUUAUGCACAUCUGUUUCUAGACAUGAAGAAGAAAUAUGUGUUUGAUCAAGACUCUACAGAACAGAAAAACAAAAAUUUCCUUCAGUUCCUUCUUGGACAAUCCAAAAAAAACAUAAUUGAUUUGCUCAAGACUGCAGUGGACAAGGCACUAGAGAGUGAUAAUGGACACCUGGAUCUUUUUCUUCGUUUCCUCCUUGGUUUGUCACUCCUGUCCAAUCAGAGACUCUUACAGGGUCUGUUGACACAGAAAAAUAGAAAUGAGCAGAGCAAAAAGGAAAUAGUUCAGUACAUCAAGCAGAAAUUAGAGUCUAAUCUGUCUCCAGAGAGAUCCAUCAAUCUGUUCUACUGUCUGAAUGAACUGAACGACCAAACUCUGGUGAAAGACAUUCAGACCCACCUUAGCAAAGGAAGUCUCUCAUCUGCUGAUCUUUCACCUGCCCAGUGGUCUGCUUUGGUCUUUGUGUUGUUGACAUCAGAGGAGGAGCUGGAGGAGUUUGAGCUUCAGAAAUUCAAGAAAUCAGACGAGUGUCUCAUUAGAUUAUCAGCAGUCAUCAAAACCUGCAAAAGAGCUCUGUAA
Carassius gibelio (silver crucian carp) is the source of this 2559-nucleotide messenger RNA. RefSeq names its product protein NLRC3-like. The coding region runs from base 1 to 2559 and encodes 852 amino acids. The record is from RefSeq and is a predicted model, not a curated record. The transcript has 7 exons. Lineage: Eukaryota; Metazoa; Chordata; Actinopteri; Cypriniformes; Cyprinidae.